Struthio camelus australis is the source of this 350-nucleotide messenger RNA. Lineage: Eukaryota; Metazoa; Chordata; Aves; Struthioniformes; Struthionidae. The record is from RefSeq and is a predicted model, not a curated record.
UGUGUGUUUUAUCAGGCUGCCCGUCUCAAAACAAUUCUUGAGCAGAGGAACAAGAUGAUAAAGGAAGGGAAGUACACGCCGCCCGAUUACCAUAAGGGCAAAGAGGAGCCCAGGCCUUGAUUUGCUGGGGACACGCAGAGCACCUAACCAUCCAUCGUUUGUAGAAGCGUGGAAGUUAAACUCCUGUGGAAAAGAUAGCAACUGGCACAACCAGUGUAUGCUGGCUCUCGCUGUCCUGUGAGCCUGUGAUGUUGGGGUGGGGGCGAAGUCUGUGUGAAGGCCUCGCCCCUGCUGAAGGGGCUGUGUCAGUGGCUAUCACUUCGGCUAGUAAAUGUCUGCUGGAAAGCUGU